GAAAGCUGGAAUUAAUUACGUUCUUACCACCGAAGUGUACUGUACAUUCUGUGAAUAUAAGUGAAAUAAUAGAAUUGAGGAUCAUAUGUUCUUAGAUAUGGCUUCAAAACUUGAAAAAGAACCGGCCGGCCAGGUACUAACGGUGAGAAGCAAGAGAACGCGGGCUUUAAAAAUGCUUGGCGAUUACAUAGACACCUCCAUACGCAUUGUCGGCACGCUAUUCCUGGCGGAUGUGAUUACGCGCCUGGCCCACAGUGUAAUUGAGUAUUUCAAGUUCCCUCGAUACUAUUUGCCAGACGAUCGUCUGUCGACUAUAUUGCGGCGUUCCUGUACAUACGAUAAAAGAAUCGCCGUUACAUUACUGGGCUUUUUUGUACUGGGACUCAUUCGAUUGUCUGCAACCGGGAAUGGCAGAGCGCUAAUUCCAACAGUUGCGUACUUGGCCCAAAUGCCGCUGUACUGGCUAUUCACGGGACUUGGCAGAAGUACACUAAGCUCUUCCCACUGGAUAAGGGAACCACAUGGGCUUGACUAUGCCUCUGGAAUGGCAUCGAAUUACUUUCAUGGCUAUUUGAACCUUUCACUGCCCGAACGCAACGGCGACGGCCUCAAGCACCGCAUGGCAGUCUAUGAGGAAACACAUAAGAUUACGUUCGGACUGGACCGACUGAUCAUUCUCAUGCCAGACGAAAUGUUUGUGAAGGGCGUCAUCGAUAGCGAUUUGCUGGAGGAAGUCACACCAUUGGAAACGGUUCAUAUUCAACGUGCUGGUGUCAACCGACCCUAUAAACAUGCUGUCUACAAACUUAAACGCGAAAUCAAUGGUCAAUUCUAUUACUUUGCCAUUGAGGGUGCCACACCAAUGUUGUCCUUCUUCGAAUCGAUGCAGUCGCAUAUAUCGGCCACCUGGCAAAUGCAUGAAAUGAAGCGUGAGAUCUGGCUUAAGUUUUACAGGCAUUUAAAAGGGCUUUUGGAAACUUGGCCAGAGACCCGCAACUUAGUGGAGCCAAUCAUCUAUAAUUCACAUGAUGAUAAUGAUGAUCUUGUCGACGUUGGCGAAAUUAUCAUCGCCCACAUGGAGAACAAAAAAAAGAUCUACAAAAAGUCCGAUUGACAUAAAGUAACGAAAAUCUCUUAGUUUUUAGUUUAUGACUGAGCAAUGUAUCGACGCUCUGGAUGACAAUUUUCAGCAUUUAAAACUAAAGUGAAAAGUUUAUAAAAUAAAUUACUUUACUA
Messenger RNA from Drosophila obscura, 1236 nucleotides. RefSeq lists its product as uncharacterized. Gene Ontology annotation, biological process: innate immune response; autophagosome assembly; positive regulation of type I interferon production. Bases 86 to 1114 code for a protein of 342 amino acids. The record is from RefSeq and is a predicted model, not a curated record. Gene Ontology annotation, molecular function: 2',3'-cyclic GMP-AMP binding; cyclic-di-GMP binding. Gene Ontology annotation, cellular component: endoplasmic reticulum membrane; autophagosome. Lineage: Eukaryota; Metazoa; Arthropoda; Insecta; Diptera; Drosophilidae. The transcript has 6 exons.